AUGAGCUCCAGCCAGUCGAGUCUCCGGCGCCGAAAGAGGUCACUGACGAAGAGGAGCUCGCCGUCGCCGUCGAAGUGCAACGUUACCCCCAAAACAACUAGCACGAGGAGUACGGGCCCAUAUGAUCGGGCUUUCCAGCAACACCUGAUCGAUCACGAUGUUUUCCCCGACGGCUAUGAGUACCCAGAUGGCCGAUUACCGCCGGAGCCCGAGAAUAUGGACGAGAUACUUCGUGCACUGGCCCAGCCUAGGGCAUCUCUAUCUCCGUCUCGAUUCACGAAGGACGACUUCCGCAAGUUUAGGCGGGCAGAUACCCAUGCGUCUAAGGAGAGAGAAGUUACCACAACCGUUAUUCCAAUUGUCGGAGGAGACGUUGGCGAUAGGAAGUGUGUUGCCGGCGAGAUUCCGUUCACGAAUCUUGAGCAGUUGACCGACGGUACGCUCGUACCAGGCAAUCCUGAUCUAUAUUACGGCGCACGUCCCGAACAGCUCGAUAGAAACAUUCGCAGAGAACUGAAUAACCAGAUUAUUCCCUCUACUCAACACGGCCUUCCUAUUGCUCCAAACUAUCUUUUCCAGGCUAAGGGCCCUGAUGGCAGUCUGUCGGUCGCAACUCGACAAGCAUGCUACGACGGUGCGCUGGGAGCGAGAGGUAUCCACAGCCUACAGUCAUAUAAGCAAUCGGAGCCACAAUACGAUAAUAAGGCCUAUACACUCACGUCGAUAUACCAUGGUGGCACUCUGAAGAUGUAUACUAGUUAUCCGAUAGCACCAUCAGUUCCUGGAGAACGACCCGGCUUCGUUAUGGCGCAGAUCAAAACGUGGGGUCUAACUGGUGACCUCGAUGCCUUUCGACAGGGAGCUGCUGCUUUCCGGAACGGGAGAGACUGGGCCAAGCGAAAAAGAGACAAUGCGAUGAUGCAGGCGAAUGAGAGAGCCGUUCAAGAUGUUGCAUCUGUCCCAGGGAAUGAUGGCUUGGGAUUGAGCUUUCCAAGCGAGGCGUCGGCUGAUGAAACAAUUAUCACCAGCCAAGAGACGAUUCUAAACCUCGACUUCAACAUACCACCCUCACAUGAGUCCGACACGUCCGCAGAUGAACUAUCACGAGAAUUUCACCCUCCCAAACGCACAAAGUCAUAUUCUCCGCAGAAAAGGUCAUAG
Hirsutella rhossiliensis is the source of this 1161-nucleotide messenger RNA. RefSeq lists its product as uncharacterized. The coding region runs from base 1 to 1161 and encodes 386 amino acids. The transcript has a single exon. NCBI's taxonomy places the organism in Eukaryota, Fungi, Ascomycota, Sordariomycetes, Hypocreales, Ophiocordycipitaceae. The record is from RefSeq and is a predicted model, not a curated record.